AUGGUGCGGUCCCAGUCUCGACCAUUCAGCUCAGGGAAGCGAGGUGUCGGACAACAACAGCAGCAGCAGCAACAGAAGCAGCAACAGCAACAAAAACAACAGGUCCAACCUCAGAAGCAGCAACAACAACAACAUCAAGAGCAACAGCAACAGCAACGGCAACAGCAACCGACGCUGACUGAGCAGAAGGACAAAGUAGUGGCACUUAGUUCCUCGUCUAGUGAUGUUUCCGUGAGUGCGGUCACUGAGUACAAAACCGGAGAGGAAACGGCAUCGUCCCCGCAACCCUCUCCAGGGAUAGUAAAUCACGCAGAAGGACCACAAAAUUGGCGGGAACAACUCUUUCUGCGUAACUUUCCAACAGGUGAGACGGCACAACAACAUGCGAAGGGGCACUCUCCUAAGAGAAGGAAGAGUGCGAACAGUUUCUCCACUAUCGGUAGAAGAGGUUCGUUUGUGCUGAGUCAUACCGUUACACCUCGUAAAAAGCCUUUAGAGUCUCAAGAAGAACAGCUUGAGACAUAUCGGUCACUGCAGGAUCGGCAGUUCGUCUCGGUCCACGAGGAGCUGCAGCACCUUCGGGUCAUGUACACCAAUUUGCAGAAGGUGGUUUCGCGAAAAAAUGAAGAAAUUGAAAAACUACAUCAGGAGGUGCUCACUAAGACGAAAGAGAUUGAGCGGUUAACCGGGCUGGUUGACAAAUUGAGCAAACGCCGGGGUAAUUCCACUGGCUCAGCCUUAGAUGAAGGUAGAGCAGCAAGUGCACGAGGGAGUAGGCCUAGUUUCUCGCCAUCACUGGCGCUCUAUGCAAAGGGCGCAUCGGAGGACAAGCUCAGUAAUAAGGUCAACGGGGCAGGCGGGGCCCCAGCCAAGAUGUUGUUGGAACUCCGCCAAAAUGUUGCAUCUCGCGACACAAUUAUUGAUAAUCUCCGUAUGGAGCUCCACUCAGCACAGCAUGAAAAGAAGGAAUCAGAAAGUAAAGCAAAUAAACUGGGGACCGAGUUGGAAGACGCGAAGGCACAAGUUACCAAACUUCGAUCUGAUUUAACUACGCGGGACGCUGUCAUUGAGGAUAUGCAGAGGCGCCUUGUGUCCUUACCUGAAACAACCGUGGGUUCUAGUUCUCAGGGGCUUUACAGGACCCCCAACAGUAGCAACAAUUCAGGUCCACCAACGAAACAACCGAUGCUUCACGAACUUGGCGGAAACUGCCUUGCUUCCAAUGGUGCCUUGGAGCACAUGCGUCACGAUUCGCAGCAGUUGGGUGGUGCCGGUACCUUACCCUACAAAUCAGCGUUGUGUCCGGGGACCCAACAUCAGGAUUUGGAAAGUGCCUUUCGACUGGAGUUAGAACACCUCCGGCGAUGCUUAGAGCGCGAGAAGGACACGAAUAGUGAGUUGGAGAAACACUGGCGUCGACGGCAGGAAGUUGAAAAAAGGAUGGCGGAAGUAGAGCUCAACACGGCGCGCGCAGAGGCCGAGGCGUUUAGACGUGAGCUAACACGACUUCAGCAACAACAAGCUAUGUCCAAUUUCGCAGAGAAUCAGUUGCAAACAGCACGCAGUGAAAACGACGUUCUGCAGCAGCGCGUACAAGAACUUAGAGAGGAAAACGCAGCGCAAGCCUCACGUGAGAUGGAACUUCGAAACAAUGUGCGGUUGCUUCGUGAGACGUGCGAGCGGCAUGAAGAGGAGGUGGAGACGCUUCACCGUCGAAUGAAGGUGAUGAAGGACAAUGAAAUUCGUUUACAGGAAGAUAUAGACAUACUGGAAGAAAAGCUUUCGCGUGCAGAAAGAAUGCGUGCAGCGGAGCAAAACGGAAACAACUCCCUCUCUUGUGACAUUGGCAGUUACGUUUCACUAAUGUCAUUAAAUGAAAAACUUCAGCGAAGAACAGAGGAGCUGGAAGAGCAAAUUCGUAAAAUGGAAGAGUGCCAUGCAGCAACACCCCACGAUGAUUUUAAAAAGGAAUGUGGCCAGGAACAUGUGUUUACAACGCCUGAUGUGGAAGCUGGUGCGAUUGGAGGAAUAUCGCCGGCAAGUUUAGACUCUCAAGGAGGGGUUAUUGAAUUCCUCACGCCACCGGUUUCAACCGGUGGUGGGGACGCGGCAGCAUGCUCCACGCACGAAGCAGGAGAUUCAAUGAUUUGCAACGGUCAAGCAGUAGGUGGCUCGAGGAAGUCGGUGAAUAACCUUCCACUCGAGGUGAAAGAAACUACUGACGUUUCCACUGUGGUGCAGCAGCUGCAGGACGAGCUGCAAGGUGUCCGCGAUCGACUUCGGGUAACUGAAUCUGAACUCGCGAUGCUGCGGGAAAAGCAGGCGCUAAGUGAGGAACGUGUACGGGAAACAGUGAAGCGGAAGGUUACAUCCCUUCGUGCUGCCAGAGAGGAAGCAGCUCGCUGCUGGGAAAUGUUGAGGCAGCAAGAAGUUUUAGUCAAGAGAUUGCAGAAACAAUGUGAGUAUCAGCGGGAGAUAAUAGAAUCUCGUGAUCCGCCGUUGUUAGGACCGAUGCGGCUAUCAACACAAGCCUCGGCUCCAACGGUAUGCGCACCAACUACGUGCAUUGAGACAAAGGAUGGUAAUACUGCGAAUGAAACGUCACGGGAGGACAAGUUAAUAGAGGAGGCACUGCGUUGGGAAUCAAUGAGGUUGGAUGAGGAGAUGAAGUUGCUUCGUCAGAAACUUCGCCGGACCGUAGAGGAGCGUGACCACUGGAAGAAUUUGGCAACUGGAAAUAGCGGGGAAAUCAUUUGA
This is a messenger RNA of Trypanosoma brucei brucei TREU927, 2757 nucleotides long. RefSeq lists its product as hypothetical. Bases 1 to 2757 code for a protein of 918 amino acids. The transcript has a single exon. The record is from RefSeq and is a predicted model, not a curated record. NCBI's taxonomy places the organism in Eukaryota, Euglenozoa, Kinetoplastea, Trypanosomatida, Trypanosomatidae.